Pocillopora meandrina is the source of this 12287-nucleotide messenger RNA. The record is from the annotation of a GenBank genome assembly. Lineage: Eukaryota; Metazoa; Cnidaria; Anthozoa; Scleractinia; Pocilloporidae.
AUGGAAGAAGAAAACAAUGGUGGAACACUAGAGGCUGGAGGAAAACUUUCACUUGUCCAGCCUCCCUCUCCCAGGCCUCGCCCUGUGCCCCGUCCACGAAACCAAACCAAAGGACUCAGCAGUACAGACAUGAAUGGAAAACCUGCAAUUACAGCUCCUAAGCCUGUGUUACCUCCAAAGCCGAGACGGCCACCACCAAAUGCACCAGCUGAAAAACCACUGGAAACAAAUCAAGAUGUUCCAUCAAACAACAAUAAUGAUGAGUUACCAGUCGUUAAAGGAUGUUCAACAAAACAACAUUCAGUAACAGAGAAAAGUAAAGACAAUUUAGCGUCCAAUAAUGUAAUGACUUCUGCUGGUAUCACAAACAGCACUGACACAAAACAUGUUGAAAAUGGACCUGAAAAAGUUGACUCCACAGACGAACAGUGGUAUCAACCUUUAAGACCAAGGCCAGGUAGUGAUGAGUCAAGCUCAGAUGAUGCUUAUGAGGAAUUACCAACAGCAGAACAAAGUAAAGAAAGCAAAGCUACUGCCUCAAGGUCAGUUGACAAGAGUGAACCCCUUAAACCCUAACAUCAGUAUGCAAUAUUCUCCUUACCAUUCCCGACUUAUUUCUUAAGAUGAUGACUAGGAGAUGUUGUUUAAGAAUCAAGAGCUUCUUUAGAUGGUGAUUGUUUCCUUUAUUCUUGUGGCCUGAAUGGAUGAUUCAGGGGUGAUAUUGUAAGGAAAACUUACUAGGUGCUAGUCACUCUUAGGGGCUAGGGGUUAAAAGGUUGAGGUGCAUCUGAAUAAAACUAAAAAAUUAUGAAAAAUCUUGCUCUGUUAGGAAACUUGCAGUUUUACCUUUUUUACAGUUUAUUUUCAAGUUUGUGGUACCUUUAUUUAUAUAUUAGAAAUAAUAAAAAAACUGUCCUCUAAUUUGUACUUAUAUUUUAUCUCUGAGAUUGUGUACAAUAAAUGUAGUCAAUGCAAUUUAAUGGAGUUAACAACAAAGAGCAUCAGCGUUCUCUAGUAGUCAGCAGUUUUUCACAUAUGUGCAUGCAUUGGAAUUCCAUGUGCUCUUCUCUUGAGGCGUUCUUGAAUGUGGUUUGAGUGUGAACUUGCAGUGUUGUGAGGAGAGCCACCUCAUCUUCCAGGCAGUUUUCCCCACCCCUUCCCUACCUCUUUCCACUCUUUAUUCAGUGUGACGGGUGCCUGUUUCCCUUUCCUGUGAGGGGGCUCAUGGCUGGGUUGCCAGGAUUUGCCAGCCAUGGGAGAAGCCUCCAUCUGGGAGCUGGCUGCCAACAAUGGAAGCUCCUGGAUGUUUUAGGCACCCAACCUUCACUUAGUGUUGUGGUUGUUAACUAUAUUUUGAUUGCUAUAAGAGGAAUUAAUGAUAAGAUAUUUACAUGUAUGUACUUAAAAAUUUAACAUCUGCAUAAAAGUUUUCUUGAAUUUUCCAAGAAGUGAUCAGAAAAUAAAACACACAAUUUGUUUCUUUAAGAGGUAUUAAUAAAUCUUGUAUUUAAUUUCCAGGCCUGAUGACCCAAGUUGGUCAGCUGGGAAGUCCUCCCCACCUGUACUUCACAAAGUUAGCAACAGAGACAUUAAAGUAUCUCCACCUGUCCAACGUAAAAUCAGCAACAUUGCUAACAAAAUGUCACCCCGCCUCCCUUAUAAAACUAGUGGUGUGGCAAGUGUAAUCUCCCCACAGCAUCCUCCUCAACCAAAUGACACAAGACAACUGAAAGCUGUUGAGGAGAAUAUAAAAAAUACAAGAAAUUUUGAAAUUUCAAGUGCCGGUGAGAAGUCAAAGCCUUUGCCACCAAAAAAGCCUCUUCCUUCUUUUCCUAAAGGAAUGGGUACUACCGGUCAAAAGCCUGUAAUGGGUGAACUGUCAGCAAGUAAACCACACUUACCACAAAAACCUCCCCUUGAGUUAUCUUUGUCACCUAAAACUGACCAAUCACAAAAAUCUGUUGCUGCUCUUGCUCAAAAGUUAUCAACAAUACCUGUAUUUCCUUUCCGAGAUGACAAUGGCAGCAGAACAGGAGGGGCUGUAUUUCCUUCACCUGUUGCUUCUCCAUUGUCCUCACCACGCCCUUCACCUCGUAACAUCACAUCAGGUGCAUCCCCAGACAAGUCAAAAUUGAAAUCUGCGACAGUAAUGGCAAAGGUCAGUGAAGUGGGAAAACCUGUACUGUCCUCUAGACCUGGAACUUCACUGCUAAAAUCACAAAGUCAGGUCACAUCUCCUCAACAUGGUAGGGAUAUUAACAGUUUUUCACUUUUAUUUGUGAUUAUAGUAUUUUUCUAUGAUAGCAUCUCCAUUCAAUAAAAAGCAUAGUAUGCUUUUUACACACCUGAUUCUAGUUUUUUCCUAAUGCAUGGGAAAGUUUGCAUCAAUUCGCAGUUUUCCUUUGUGACCUAAUUCAUAAAAAGAGUAAACUGAAUUGUGAGAGGAUUUUACAGAAAUGGGGUCCACAAUGCCUACAGCUUGAGACUGUGGUUGGAAUGAAACUAUUGCUUUUUAACCUACAACCUAUUGAAAUCUAUGUUUUACAUCUGGCGAAUAGGAAAGGAAUCAAAGAAGCCUCGUCCAGAGCGACCCAUUCCUCCAUCAGCAGAGGCUGUUGCAAGAGUGAGGUCACAAACACUGGAGAAUCUUGAAGAGGAGGAGAAUUAUCCCUCAGAUGAAGCUGUAAACAAGAUACCUGGUUUGUUUCUUUGUUCAGAUGGUUCCUUGUUAUCAAUAUUAUCAGUUAUUAUCAGUUUUUUAAAAACAUGAGCUGAGACAGUUUGACUAACUUUUGGAAUAUCAUUUGAAGGCCCUGCUAGGAAAUCAUCUUUACCUGAACAACGCAAAAAAAGAUUAGCUUCUCGUCCUCUUUCACGGCGUCUAAACCCUCAUGUUCCUUCAGCUGAACUUGCACAAGCCAGUAGGCGGCCUCCACCUCUUCCACCAGGAGUUAAUCCUAUUAUGGAAAAACCACCAAUACUGAAAGUGCCACCAUUGCCUGUCAUGCCACGCCCACGACCAAUGUCUGCGUAUCAACAGACAGAGAGAGAUGCUUUCAAGCCCACUUUGGGCAAGUCUGUAUCAGUAGGAGACAUACCAAGAGUUACAUUAGCUGAAGGUAAUGAUAUAUUGUUACCCUUAGUGUUCAUCUUUUGUCAUUGUUACUUUGUGUUAUCAUUCACAUUCAAAUGUCUUUUCAAAGUUCUAACCAAGCACUCUCUGCCACACAUAUAUAUAAACAAAGUGUAUAACCAAUAAUUUCAGGCUUUCUGCUGAAAUUUGUAAACCAGCCCCAUUAUGGAGAGAAGCCCAUGUGAAGGCCACUACAUCCUCUUGCUCUCAUUUCUUUCCUCAUACACAGGGUUUGAUACACUGAGGGACAUACACUGAGGGACAAUUUGUCCCCCUAGCAAAAAUUUUGGGGAACAUUUUUAUUUUUAGGGGGACAGACAAAUUAAUUUUUGACAAUUGCAUUUUUUGCUGCUGUCAGUUGUCUUAAUGGACCUCUUAGGAAACAACUUUAACGGGUUCAAAAAGGUGAUCGUUUGUGAUUUGUGAUUGGUGGAUUUCAAUCCAUUUGGUGUGUUUCUGUGUUUCAAGGUUCAUUGCUUGUGAUCAUAAUUAUGAUUGACAGCAGCGAAAAAUGCAAUUGUAAAGGCAGCUUUUGAACUUUAGAGUUCGCAUGUUUGUGAAAAGGGCAGUAAAGAGUGCCAGGUGCAUUCACCAUGCUUGGUUGAGCAUGAGACGUAUGUGUGCAGUAAAGUGUGACUGAAAUGUGACUUAAGAAUGAACUUUAAAUGUGUGAUAAAAUAUACUUUCCACAUUCUGUUUCAGCUUGUAAUUUCUGUACUGAAAUAAAACUCUUCAUAUGUGCUUCUUUUUGAGUUUUUUCUCUAAAUUUUGAAGGGGACAAAUUGUCCCCUUGGCCAUUUUUUUAAGGGACAAUUUCAAUUGCAGUGUGGGAUUGGCACAAUGGCACAGCCUGACUCAAACCCUGCAUAUGUGUACUUAUUUCCCAAUGUUGCUUGAGGAAAAUCUGAGUUUUGUUUUAGAGAAGAAAUUGUAAAUCUUUAAUAGUCACAGCUUGUAUGUAUCUUUGCAUAUCUCUUACUAGAUCAAUCUGAGUACUCCUAUGCCUAUAACCAUACUUCCAUUGGAGGGACACCACCCAGGCAAGUGGUAUCAGAAUGUAUUCCACCCAACCCACCCUCAUUUGUGGCAGACAAUGGUGCAUAUGUCACACGUGAUGAAAAUGUUGUCAAUGAGUUUAUGCGGGAUAUUUCUGAGGAGAGUACAUUGGCAUCUUACGAGGUUGCUGAUGAGCAAACUGUUGCUGGGCUUAUGAGCAGUUUAAAAAGGAAGCAGACACUGAAUGGAUUGACUGCUGGUAAGCUGACAUAUUUGCACCAUGAUAAGGGAAAUAAAAAAGUUAACAUUUGGUGCUGUGUUCAUCAGCCCUAAAAAGCAAACCCUUACCAUUGUUUCAGUGACCAUAGGGCUGUAGGCACACAGGUGGCUGGGAGGGAAAGUGAAAACUGGUGAUACAAUGUGCUUGGUUUAUGUCAUCAUCCUUCUUUUCUUGUGGUUUUGAUAUCAGGAAUUCCAAAAUACACACAUGUAUGAGUUAUUAUCAGCUGUAUUUCUAAGAUGGACACUUAGAAGUUGAAUACAGUAACAGGAACUUUUAGCUAUAAAUUAUUUUGUGAUGAUUAACAAUGGCUCUAUGGGUACUAAGUACAGGUUCAUAUAAACUGCUGUAUAUUCAGACUGACUCUGUUUUACUGUGUAGGUGCCUUUUUGUGUUCAGCUCUAUAUCCAGACAAGCAGUCUUGAACACUUUGUUUCAGGAAAUUGAGUCUAUUAUGCCAUGAUUUACUUAUGAACCAACAGUGUUGUGACAUUUGAACAUGUUUCAUGUAACAGAUGUGAGUACAGAUGACACUGAGACAGACUCGUCUAACAGUGAUGGUCAUGAAUACUUGGAGCCACCCGUGGAACAAAGUGAUGAACAACUAGAUCCCCACGAUGACGAUGAUGACGGUAUAUAUUUCCUUUUAUUGAUAAAAGUACAUAAUUAUUUAAAUAGUACGGUGAAAUAUGUCGGAAAUGGAUUCACUGUCAAUUAUCAAUGAAAUGGAUCCACAAUCAAUCAGCAAUUUUCUUAGAAUGGCCCCACUUCAUAUUCAGUUUCUUUCUCUUUGACCCUCAAUUUACUUCCUCGAGGCCCUCUCUUCUUGUUUAUGUUUUUUUUUCGUUUUCGUAAGAUGAUAACAAAAUGAUAUCCUUACUGCUUUUGAAAGGCACACCUUUUACUGCAGCAACUGAUGUAUUUCUGGUUACUUUCUAAAUUCCUUAUUUGUUUAUCAACUUAUAGCAUCUUCAGAGAACUCAUUUUCGUCAGAUUCAUCACAUGAAUACUGUGUUCCACCUGAAAACCUUCGUCCUCCUGAGCCACCUUCAGAUGGAGAUGAAUAUGAUGGAGUAGAAGGAAUUUAUGUGGAGGUAACACACAAACAGUGCAAUGUUAAAAAAGUGGCCACUAACUUUCUCUUGAAAAUAUUUAGUUAGAAUAACUCUCUUGCUCUUAUUUUCCAGCCUUCUGUCAAGUCUCCAAGGGACCCAUUUUCUUCAGGUACAGAUAUUUGAAAAUACUUAAUGUUGCAGCAUUAGAGAUGUGUACACUACAAGAUGACUAGUUAACCCUUCAACUCCCAAGAUUGUUAAUUAUUCCUCUCUAGCUGUUACAAGUUUCCUUGUAAAUUAGUUACAGAAAAUUUGGUGUUGGAUCAAGGCAACAACUUGUGCCUGCAGCUAAGUUUGAGUAUAAUUAUUGCGUGUUCACUGGUUAAUGAAUUUAUAUUAUUGGGAGAUAGGAAGAAGUUGAAUGCUAAUCAGCUCUGAUAGCUACAGGGUUAAGUAAAGUUAUUAUCAAAAGUUACUAGUGAUUUGUCUAAGAGCAGAAUUUAUUUAGAACAAGUUUGAAGGCAAGGUUGAUUAAGUUCCUACAGAGCUGUUAUCAUUGUAUGUAUUGUAGCUAUAAUGUGAGCAUAUUAAUCAUAUUGUGAGAAAAGACUGAUCCUUUGAACGAAGUGGGGUUGCUUUUCUAUUGUGGUAAACUUAACAACUCCUUAUCCACCCUCAUAAUAAUAACAAUUAUUAUUUGUGAUAAUAAGUCUUAUAAUUUCUGUUUUAGACGAGGAGAAAGACAGUCUUUCUGAGGGUUAGUGAAUAAUGUACUUUGUUACCAUGCAUGUAUGUUCUUGGCUCUUGUUUUGAUAUGAGCUACAUUUGCAUUUUGUUAAAUGAUUAAAGGAAAAUCUUCAUUAAAAAAUAUGAAAUGCGUAGUCAUACACGAUUCUCAAGUUUUGUUUGGAAACUCCUCUGUCUUGGUGGUAGGAGUAGCCCAAUGUAAGUAGGUUACACUACGUUGUUGUUUUACAGAGCCCCUGUACCAAGUUUACAACAGGCGCACUCUCCGACGUGAAAGAAACCUCAGCCGUCGUAGACUGAGUAGUGAUGUGAGUGAUUUGUCAGUAAAUGAUGAAGUGGAGGAACUAACAAAAGGAACAAUGAGAAACAUGAGGAUGCUAUGGUGUGAACUACCACAGGUUUGUUUCAUGGCCACUUCAUCAUCAAGUUUACAUGUAGCCAGCAACGUGGGCGUCUUAUUAGGGCGCCUUAACGUUAUAAAUUUGUGAUUGUUUAUCCAAAUGGCCAUUUUGAUUGACUUUCACUCACCCGUUUGGUAAAAAUUUAUUUCUCAUCCCACUCUUCAACUGCCAUAAAAAUCAAAGAUGGCUGUCACAAUUUUCCCUAAGAGAGUACUUUGCAAUUGCUGGCCAAAAUUACGCCUGCUUUGCAGGCUAUGUCAGAUUAGAAAUUUAGUGAUAACUAGAUUUAACUCCUAGAUCACUUGGACAUGGUUGUCUUCAUAGAUGUGUUAAGGAUCAUGGGUGUAGGUAAGAUUUUCCAGUAAGAAAGUGGGUCAUAAACUAGCUUGGAAUGGACUUGUCCUUUGAAAUUUGUUCUAUUAACAAAUAACAAUUUCUCAGUUCUUUUAACUAAAAAGGGAUUGAUAGGGACAUUUGAACCGCCACUGAGGAACACCCUUAAAAGGAAAUACUUCCGUUUUGCUUUUGGUUGAGCCAUGUCUUCUGUUUUUCUCCUGGACUCUGAUUUCACUGUUGCAUUUCUCUGUUACAUGGAAAAUGUUCAAAUGCUAGAUCAGUGUUAGUUUAGAUUAAUUUUUUUUCCUUGUCCUAGUAAAGCAAUGGUUAUUCCAGUCACUUUGAUAAUAUUUCUCUCUCUCUCUUUUUUUUUUUUACUUUUCCAUCAGGUUAAAGCAAGCGGAAUUUUAGACAGCAUGAAAUCAGAAGAACGUAAACGCCAAGAGGUUUGUUUCACUGCGUUAAUAAACGCAAUCUGUAGAAGUGUUAGAAAGACGGGUUGGGUUCAGUAGGACUCUACUUUAUAUGUAUGAAGAGGAGAGUGGUAUAUAUCAAUACUUGGAAAAUGAACCUGCUUGGGUGAAACGAACCGUUCUGUUUCACAAUUGAUUAUCCAGUUAAAAAUUAUUGAAGUAGGGGCUUUAGUCAGUUUAGUGGCGUUAUUUGAGUCCAUUACGGAGACGAAGUUGUUGUAUUGAGAAACGUUUCCAACAUACUUAGGUACAACUGUAAAUAUUUUUGUCUUUGAGCCCGUUGAAAUACUUUACUACCUGUUCCGCAAGAUACUUGUGCAAGGCGGAAGUCCUCCUCUAACAAAUUUUUAGUCGUUGUAUUACUCCCAUUUGUACUUACCAUCAAGUGCCCAAUGUUUUUUUUUUUUUGUAGGCCAUGUUUGAGGUUAUCACUUCAGAGGCAAGUUAUCUCAAGAGCCUCAACAUUCUUAGAUCACACUUCAUAAACUCAGAAGAGUUGUCCUCUGGCUCCUCUCUGUGUGUUCUAGAACGAGGCCAGUCACAUGUGCUAUUUUCAAACAUCAGUUCCAUUAAAGCGGUCAGUGAGAGGUAAGUUUGGACUCAGGGUAUGACAUUUAGACAGUUACUGAAGUGGUGCCCUUCGUGAUUCAUAGUGUAGUUAUUUUUUAGUACUUUCUAACUUCUUGUAAACGCUACGGUGGCUGAGGCAUGAAAAAAGUGCAAAUCCCUAAGUCCAUGUGCGUCUCGGGCUACUCCGCUUCAAGUUGACAAUAAUCGUUAAGAUAUUGGAAAGGUUCUGAACAAUUCUUCGGGAACCAACUUUCUCCUACGCGGGAGAAACCUGAGAAUAAAUCACAAUGAGGCUGAAUCCAGGGUUACAGUGAGUUUUCCAGCUAACAAAUACUCAAUAUCUUAGUUUCCUCCAGGCCCUCCGAGCACGUCAAAAAGAGGCUGUGGUUAUAUCGUCUAUCAGUGACAUCAUCGAAGAGCAUGUAAGUGGAAUGAGCCGUCUGCUUCUCAAGAUUUAAAACAAAGUUUCAGAAUUUACCUGUUUCGACUGUCUGAAAAUAAUUUGUUCAGCACGCUUAUCGUAUGAAAUAUUUCCAUACACAGGCCACAAGACAUUUCGAAGUCUACGUAAAAUACUGUUCCAACCAGAUCUAUCAGGACAGAGCAUUAAAAAAUCUGAGGUAAGUAUCAUGAUCUGUUCUCCAUUUAUCGACACGUGUUGAUAUGCGGUUUAAAUUAACUGGAUGUCGGAAAUUUUCGUGUGCUUUUUAAUGGGAUUUUUAAUGACUCAUCUUCCCCCAGCUAUCGUUUUCAUCGACUUAAUGGUGCUGUUGUUGUUGUUACAGGAAAAAUGUGAAAUUUCUUGAGGCAGUUUCGAAACUCCAAUCAAGUAAUCAAGCGCAGGGUUUGACGCUACAGUCGUUUUUAGUUCUUCCCAUGCAGAGAAUAACACGGCUUCCCUUGCUCGUAAAUGUAAGUAUCAACCGUUAUGAUCAAACAUCACAUGACCCACAUCAGAACAUGUUAACAUACUGCAUGCAGCCUUGCUGGAUACGACUUCAUUUUUCACAGGCGUGUGGUAUUCACAGGCGUUGUCUCUUCGGAAUUAUUCCACGCCCCAGCUGUCUGAAUGGCGGUUUUAAUGAUUUUAGGGUAUCAGUAAUAAAUCUUAUUUCCCAGGAGAGGGUUAGUAGCUUCAGCUAUCCUAAGUUAACAAGAUUCAGGAUUGGUCACCCGUUCCCCUCCUCCACCUGGGCUGACGAGCAAGUUGCUGCUGAGUGACUGUCAUAGCACUCUACUAACUACAUCCCUCUCUUCCAGGCGAUUUGUACGCGAUGUGAACCGGGUAGUGAUGAGUUUAGCAAGUCAGACCGAGCAUUAGCUGCUAUCAAUAAGGUGAAUUUUAUUACCUGUUUUCGCUAUGCUGUUAUUCAACAUCCAAAGAAUUCCUUUUUCGCCAUUCUUUUUUUCAUGGUCAACAGGUUAAUGAAAGACUUCGGCAUCGGCUCAAGAGUUUAUUAGCGAGUUUUGAUCUUUUUCAGAUUGUGAACAACUGUAACGAGGGAGCAAGAAAAAUGGAACGGAUGGAAGAAAUUUGUGUUAUACAAACACAGAUAGAGUUUAAAACGAAGGUGAGAAUACGCAACCAAUCCUUCUUUACUAACACGUAAGUACCAUAUCUUGUGUACGAUAUUUACUUCCACGCAACUGAAAUUUACCAAAGACCUUUUUCAUCGAUGAUUUGUUAUCAGUACAGUCUUGUCAGUUAAUUGUUAUAAGAAGUGUUGAAUUUUUAAAGCGAGGUAGCAUGGAGAUGAGAGUGUGAUACAAUCUGUUUCUGUUUUUGUUUAUCUUUAGCCCCUCGCUCUCGCCACGUCAUCGCGUUAUUUGCUCAGACGAGGUGACCUACUUCAAGUGGUGGAGGACUCUAAAAGUCCAUUGAAGUUAUUGAGACCCAAGUUUAGACCGUUGUACAUGUUUCUGUUCAAUGAUCUGCUGCUCGUGGCGAAGAAGAAGAGGUACUAACCUAAUUAUACAUAGUUUUUAUUAUUUCAUCUGAAAAGUGAUUUGGAGUUCUUUUUCUGAAAUGUUUGUUCUAAAACUGUCAGUUGUUAUACAUAUUUUGCAAAGAAGCCCUAUUUGAGAAUGGAUUUGCAACGAGAGUAAUUGCAACUUGUGGCUGGGGUCUCAGUCCUCCCGCGCAAUCAAGUUUUUGUCCUUUUCCUACGUAUGCGAUAUGUUAUUUAAACGUCUUCCUUUUAUUUAAAGCCUUGUUGGUCACGCUAUGUUUUUUGUUUUUGUCUUCUAGCGAUAAUCGUUUCUUAAUCCAGGAUUACGCCACACGCACCAUGAUCCAAGUUGAUGAGGCCCCGCAGGAUUGUAGCGUGAAUGUUGAUCACAUGUUCUCUUUGGUUUUAUUGGAAAACUCCGAGGGGAAAACUAAAGAGUUUCUUCUUGUUGGAAACACUGAGUAAGUUGUUCACAUCUAGUGGUGUUUGUCGAUAUUCUGUUGUAAUUUCCUGGAUGAGAAAAAUUUCCUGAAAAACACUGUCUUGGUAAGGGAAUGGAGAGGGGUCUGUUUUAUUUUUCGAAUGAGUCAUUCAGAAUUUGAGUGAGCGUUCAGUAAACCUACCAAAAAAAGUCAUCCACGCAACCGUUUUCCUUGUGUAUAAAUGUUAAAGCACGGUAUCGUACACAACCUGCCUAUAUCAUUCCCGCUCAUUCUUUAUAACGUUAGGCUUACUGUUAUAUUUCCCAAGGGCAAUAUUUUCCAUUCGUUAGCUUUCAAUUCUAUUUUAUCUUCUGAUUGUUCAAUUCCUUCUCAUAGAACUGACAAGACUCGUUGGAUGGAAGCCUUCAAGCCCCCUGUAGCCGAACAAGAAGGAGAAACUGUUUAUGCUGAUUGGGGUAAAUGCACUUGUUAUCACCAGUCACCAUAUGAUUUCUCACAAUAACAUUCAUACACCGUAAGGGAGAGAGGCGGCGUGAUCACUAAAAAAAUGUCAAUUGGGAUGCAUUUUCUUCUUGUAGAAACAAUCUCAUGAUGAAAAUUACAGUAAAACUUUUCGCAUUAUCUAAGACCCAAGCAAUAAGCUAGUUACUAAAUUUGUUUACAGACUGCCCCCAGGUGAACGCUCUUCACAACUACACUGCUCAACAACCCGACGAGCUCUCUCUUUACGAAGGUGACGUCAUCAAUGUCUUGAAAAAACUCCCGGAUGGUAAGUAAAUUUCCCUUUUCCAGAACUAAGUUUCCUUUUGUUUCCUUUUGCUGCGCCUGGUUAAUGUUAUUGGCAGUUUACCUUAUAACGUGUUUGCGUUCUCUGCCAGGGUGGUAUCAUGGAGAGAGGUUGUGUGACGGAACUCAGGGCUGGUUUCCAGCCAAUCAUACUGAAGAAAUACUGAAUGAUCAUGUCCGGGCCCGCAAUUUACGUCAGCGGUAUAGACUGUUGGCAGCUUCUCAACAUUUAAUUGGUGGAACACUUAAGAUUUAAUUACCCUUGUAUUGUUCAAAAUUUUGAAGUUUAGUCUCAAUUGUAUUUCCAAAAUUCAUCUCUAUUUUGUAAAUAGUGAAAACCAGAAUGUUGUUAGAUAAGAUACAUAUUUUAGUACAAUAUUUUUAUACAAUAUUUUUAUAGCAGUAUAAUUUUUGCCUUUUUUUUUACUAGGCUACAAUUUUAUAUUUUUGGGAAUUAAAUAUAAUCGUUUUAACUUUAUGAAAGCGCACAAAUGCUUCUAGAAAAAUUGAUCCUAGGUGUACAGUUUUUGACUUUGAUUUCCCUGCUCUGUUUAAUGGUAGGCCUAGUUUAACUUCAAUUAUGAAAUUGAAAUGGUUAGUAGAAUACAGAAUAAUUAUUUGAAGCGUGGGUAUGCGAGGAAGUUGUACUGUGGAUGAAGUGAAUAGACAAAAAGUCAACCGGUUGACAAUUUUAUUACUGAGUUUCAAAUUCUUGCUUAUUAAUUGUAUCAUAGUUCAAACUUUUUCCAAUAUCCCUUGGAUACAUGCAUUUUCAGCGGUAUUUAAUUCGAAUCGUAAUAUAUAUACUUGAACUGAACGAAGUAUAGACUUGAAAUGAAGUUUAUUUUCAUUUUAGUUUACUAAUUUUGAAUCACCAAACAUCUAAUAAUUACUUGUUGUAAGUUACUGGUGAAUUUAAAAUGAUUAGAAAGGAAUGUUAACUUGUCAUAGUUGACGAUGUACCGUACAUACGCUCUAAAUUAAGGUAAGCAGGUCACAUUGCCAAAUGAAAGUAAGGUAUCGCUCUCGUAACUUUUUUUAGAAGGACUUCAAGUCCAAUAUACUGUUAAAACUAUUUUCUGUGCAAUGUCGUCGUUUACAAGGAAUAAACAUCAAAC